Molecule: messenger RNA, 1755 nt
Organism: Musa acuminata AAA Group (dessert banana)
Lineage: Eukaryota; Viridiplantae; Streptophyta; Magnoliopsida; Zingiberales; Musaceae
Exons: 6
Coding region: 1079-1630 (183 amino acids)
Biological process (GO): ribosomal large subunit biogenesis
Cellular component (GO): nucleolus; preribosome, large subunit precursor
Molecular function (GO): protein binding
Source: RefSeq, a predicted model, not a curated record
AAAUAUGUUUAUUAGUUGUAGCUUACAAGCUAAAAAAUGCUAAUAGUUGGGAGUAUAACUUUUAUUGUAAGUCUUUCGACAACUUUUGCAAUUGUUGCCAUGAGAUCGAGGAUACAUUUGAAAGUCUUAAGUUUGAUUUUAUGAUAACAGUGCCUGACCAAACUUUUUUACAAAUACUGCUUGCACAUUUGGAGUGUUAACCAACUUGUAGUUAAUAAACAAUUUUCUUCUGUUUAUUGAUUAAUGUUGAAAUAUUCUUGACCAUAUGGUCUAUCCUGGUUAAUGAAUCUUUUGUAUGUGGUUAAUAGUUUUUGACCCAUUGCUUUAGAAGCUAGGACAUGCUUAUAGCUGAAAAAUCUUAUUUAACAAUUCAAAUUCCUAGUGUUGUUAAAGUAUUGGGUAAUGGGUAGUACCAUUCAUUUUAGUUUUUUGAAUUGUAGUAUUUACCGUUAUUCUGAUGCUUAUGAUUUUGAAAUAUCUGAGUUUUCUUUUAAUGGUUUCACAUUUGUAUCACCUGUUAGACAAUUAAUAAUUAGCUUCUAUCAAUGAUGAAUUGGCCCCUGGUGAUUCAAGUGAUUCAGGGUUACUAAUAUUUAGAACUAACUCUUGAUGUUGACUAGAUGGCAGUCGAUUUCCUUGUUUUCAAGAAAACUGAUCGGAUGCUUUAUUGGUAAGUGCUCUGGAAGCAUCAGAUCUAUAGCGAGACAUCCAGAACUUCCCAUGAUAGCAUCUUGUGGAUUGGACAGCUAUUUGCAUGUGUGGGAUGCAAAGACGAGACAACUUCUAUCUCCGGUUUUCCUCAAGCAACAUCUAACAAAUGUGGUGAUCGAUUCACAUUUCUCAGACGAAGGAAUUGAUAGAGGAGUUAGGUAUAUAUAUAGUAGGUUUCGACAGAGCUAGAUAUGGUGAAAGUGAGCCCAAUCCCAGUCGUUCACUGAGGAGCGAGGCGUCAGAUAUCGCGGAGUUGGCAAAUGCUUUGGAGCUGGGCCCCAGGUUUUACCUGAUUGGGUUCUCCUUGGGUGGCCAUGCUGUCUGGGCGUCCAUUAAGUACAUUCCAGAUAGGAUUGCUGGAGCUGCUAUGAUGGCACCAGUAAUAAACUACAGAUGGCCUGGGUUCCCGCGGCAUCUAUCAGAGGAGGCUUACAGAAAGCAACAGCCUGGAGAUCAGCGGGCAUUGCGAGUUGCAUAUUAUGCCCCCUGGUUGCUGCAUUGGUGGAUGAAACAGUCGUGGUUGCCUUCCUCCACCGUUAUCAAAGGCACAACCCAUCUGCCCAACCGCUUGGAUGCGCAAGUUCGUGAGUACGCCAUGAAGAAUAGUGGAAUGUUCGAAGAGAGGCGGAAACUUGCCACUCAGCAAGGCAUGCUUGAGUCGUUUUACCGAGACAUGAUGGUGAUGUUCGGGAAGUGGGAAUUUGAUCCGAUGGAUCUCUCGCAAUCGCCCUUUCCAGUUCAUCUAUGGCAUGGGGAUGAAGACGGGCUCGUGCCGGUUACUCUACAGCGAUACAUCUGCAGCCGCCUCAGCUGGAUCAACUACCAUGAGCUGAAGGAAACAGGGCACUACUUGGGAGGUGUGCAGAGCUUGGUUGAUGUUGUCCUCAAGACCUUGCUAGUGGCGUCGGUUUCGGCAUGACCACGUAUUUAUCAGUUUGGAAAAAGAAGCACCCACAGGAAGCGGAAUGCGUAAUUCAUACAUGGGAGGGAUAAUAAUUAGAUCGCACAUGCCCUAUUUUAACAAUGCAUCCAUUACUUAUGCGA